AUGAAGUGCAUCGCAGCUGUAGUCAUGAUGGCCCUGGCCGCCGUUGCCGACGCUGGACUCGCCCCGUUGUACUACGGUGCCCCAUUGGCCCUGGCCGCUCCGCAUACGACGGUGGUGCAGAGUAACUCGGAACCGAAGUUGAUCGCCACCGCUCCAGCGCUUGCUCCCCUUGCAUACGCCCAUGCCCCUCUAGCUUACGCUGGUGCUCCGUUGACCUACGCUGCUCCGUAUUACUAUGGCGCUCCGCUGGCCUAUAGCGCACCGGCUCUGAUCUACCAGAAGGAAGCUCGCUACUUGGCCGCCAACCGAGGCGCAAUCCACGAGGCACCCCUGCCAGGGCACGCUUUCUCUCAGCAGCAGCUGAACCUGGAAGCUGCGCCAGGAUCAGACUAA
Molecule: messenger RNA, 393 nt
Organism: Anopheles aquasalis
Lineage: Eukaryota; Metazoa; Arthropoda; Insecta; Diptera; Culicidae
Product: adult cuticle protein 1
Source: RefSeq, a predicted model, not a curated record